AUGCCUCGCCAGAGUGGAAAAGAUAAUUUAUUGAAUGCGUUAUGCUUUAAGAGUUUGAUGGACGUAAUAGUUCAAGAUUCGAGCAGUGAAGAUGAGGAUGAUGAUGUCCUCAUUGACUUCACUCUUACCUCAGCACUUGUGUUAUCAUCGCGAAGAAGUUGCCAUUUUAAUGUCCCAAAAUCCGUGCAAUGGCGAGAAAAUGUUCUUCCUAACUUCGAUGACAGCCGUAUGCGUCAAAUGCUGCGUGUUGAACCGAUCGAAUUCGAGCACAUUUUAACCUUAAUUAAAGAAGAUCCCGUCUUCAAGAAUAAAAAGUUGGUCCCGCAAUUGCCAGUUGAUUUGCAACUAAAGAUUACACUCUUCCGUCUGGGCUCCAGUGGAGACAAUGCAUCCCUCCGGAAGGUUGCAACUUUGUUUGGCGUUGGCGAUGCAGGAACGAUAAUAAAAGUCACACAACGAGUUGUUGCCUCUAUCGUAAACUUAAAAUCAAAGUUUUUAUUUUGUGUGCGACUAUUCCCUAAAAAUUCGACAAGCGACCAUUGGCUACAGAGGAAGUGUCCAUGA
Rhagoletis pomonella (apple maggot) is the source of this 564-nucleotide messenger RNA. RefSeq lists its product as uncharacterized. The transcript has 3 exons. The record is from RefSeq and is a predicted model, not a curated record. The coding region runs from base 1 to 564 and encodes 187 amino acids. NCBI's taxonomy places the organism in Eukaryota, Metazoa, Arthropoda, Insecta, Diptera, Tephritidae.